AGGCCCUCCUCCAUAUCCCCUAAUCUGACUCUGUUAUUGACAACAGAUUCUCAACUUUUGGUCCAUCUUUAAAAAAAAAAAAAAUGCAGCAAUACUCUCCUGACAAUGCUCUGGAACCAAAUGAAGAAGUUUUCUUGAAUGUGGAAAAUGAGAAGAUAGAGUAUAGUGAGAACUCUUUGGAGAACAGUGAUUCAGAGAGCAUCACAUUGGCUCCCUCUGAAAAUAUGGGUCUUGCCUCUGGCCAGGACAAAGAAUCAUCCAAUAUGGUGAUUCAGAGAAGAGGUCAUAGAGGUCCUAAUCAGUCUCCAAAGAGUCCCUCAGUAGAGUAUGUCAGUGGCCAGGGAAGUAGCCCCUUCCAAUUUGAUAGACAAGCUCCAGGUCGGAUUUCAACCUCUCCCACCUUGCGGCGACUCAGAAACAGCACUUCUCAGCUGCCCCCUCAUCAAGACUCUUUGGAAGCAUCCAACUGGCGAAACUGGAAGGGGGCCCUGGGUUCUCAGAACUCUCUUUAUGACAAUCUUCCCAGGAGCCCCAAGGCUUGUUCUCAAUCUCUGUCAUCUUUGAGUUUCAGUUCCAAGGCUCCCUACUUGGAACCAACAACGGCAUCAUUCAAUUUUACAAACUCCAAAACCAGUUGGCCACAUCCAACAAACAGUCUCAUAGAUGAUGGUACUUGCUCUGGGUCUCAGAGCAACAAUAUGGUCCAUUCUCCACCUGGAAAAGAACAUCAACCUCAGUUUGGAUCUAUGACCCAUGACAAAUGGAAUCAGAGAGAAGAAUUCUACCAGUCCAGGUUAUUCCAGCACAGGAGAAGUUCAGUGGUUGUGAACCUGCCUGGACUUGAGGUGUUCCCUGGAGAUCUCCUGGUGCCAGAUGGAGUGGCCAGCUACCUGUGCCACCCAGCCCUGCUGCUGAAUUCAGAACCCAAAAAGCCAAGAUGGCCAUUCUCCAAGAAAGGCGUGCAGAGCAAAGACAAACAAAAGCAAGCAUUUGACCUGGAAAAUUGCCUUUCCACUAUUAAGAUCACUGAUUACAGCGGAAACGAAUUUCACAGUUUGAAGGAUAAGACCUGGGAAGAAGUUCUGGAAAGACAUGAAAAGCUUCCUAGUGAACCACCAGACUUGAGAAAGCAGCAGGAAGCUGUGUGGGAACUCUUCACCAGUGAAUGCACCUAUUAUUUAGAUCACUUGCUAGUUCUUAAGAUGGUCUUUAUGAACACACUCAAAUACCUGCAAAACUAUGAAUGCCUCUUAGAUGUGGAUAUAUGGAGACUUUUUGCAAAUCUUGAAGAGUUAAGUCAGGUCAGUCUUGGCUUUCUGAGCUGUUUUUUCAGCACCAUCAAGGAUUACAUAAAUUCAUCUGGCUCUGCAUCCUCCAUGGAUUUCAUCUCUGUGCUAUCCAAGCAUUUCCGAGGGCGCCUCUGUCAGAGCCACCAGAUUUACUGCCUUAAUUACACCUCCGCCAUCUUCUAUCUCGAGAGCUUAAGACAGAGAGAAGAUUUUGGAAUCUAUUUAAAGUGGUGUGAGAAGCAUGACCAGUGCAAACGACUCCACCUCUCUGAAUUGCUGGUAACUCCCCUGCACCGAUUGACCAGGUACCCGAUGCUCCUGAAAAACAUUUGGAAAAGGAGUAUCGAUGCUAAGGAGAAAAUUACCCUCUACUCUCUCAAGGAAAAAGUGGAGAAGGCUAUCCGUGAUCUUGAAGGAAAAGUGAAAUGGCUGGACAAUUUCCAAAAGUUUCGAUACCUCCAGGAGAUCAUAGUGUGGCCUCCACUUUGGGAUCGAGAUAAAAGGUUCUUCAUACCAGAGUGCCUAAAACAUAUUUUUAAGGAACACAUGGCAGACAACAUCUUAUCACCAACCAACAGACACCUCCUUCAUGAAGGGAAGUUGACUCUCGCAGAAAGCAUCAGAUUCCUAGAUGUCUACCUGUUUCUGUUUGAUGACUUCCUACUAAUUACAAAAACCAAACACAACAAAAAGAAACUUGGGGGCUCAGACAUUGGGUUAGUCUGCCCUUCCCUUACCCCGGAGCUACAGGCGAUGAUUAAAGAAGGUGGUUCUUGUACAGUACUCGAUCAACCCAUUCCUUUGGACCGGCUGGUGGUUAAAAAUAUCGAUCCAUUCCACAUAUCAGUGUUUGGAUUAAGAAAUGCUUUUCUUCUACAACACAAAAACCGUUAUCAACAGUGUAUAGCAGCCUUCUUGUUGCAAGCACAAACAGAAACAGCCAAAAAAACGUGGAUGGCACAAAUAAAAAGAGCAACCUCUUGCUUCAUGAAGAGAUAUGAGACAAAGAAAUCCCCCUUCACUUUGCCUGCAGAAUCCUCCGAGAUCUAGAAGCCAGAGUAUGAUGUCCAUAUUUACUAUAACUUUUUGGCUAGUGAUAGAGGCUACACCUGUGAUUUCACUGGCUAGAAUAAGGACACACCUUCUACUAACUCAACACCUUCUCUGUAACUUAAAAAGUCUUGGAGGGCUGCAUA
Sarcophilus harrisii (Tasmanian devil) is the source of this 2485-nucleotide messenger RNA. RefSeq names its product pleckstrin homology domain-containing family G member 7. Gene Ontology annotation, biological process: Rho protein signal transduction. Bases 84 to 2339 code for a protein of 751 amino acids. The transcript is spliced from 16 exons. Gene Ontology annotation, molecular function: guanyl-nucleotide exchange factor activity. NCBI's taxonomy places the organism in Eukaryota, Metazoa, Chordata, Mammalia, Dasyuromorphia, Dasyuridae. The record is from RefSeq and is a predicted model, not a curated record.